CACAGAACAGACACUUCUCGGAGGAGGCUGAGGCAGCACAACCUGAGAGCCUCCGAGCACAGCGUGCUGCCAUGGCGCUGGCCAGGCCUGGGGCCGGGGAACCCAGGCUCCCAGCUCCGUUCCUGCUGCUGCUGCUGCUGCUCUGGGCCCCUGCCCUUGCACUCCUGGCCGGAAUGGUACCUUCGGAGACACCCAGUGCCUGUGCCUCAGACCCAUGCACUCCAGGAACCAAGUGCCAGGCUACGGAGAGUGGUGGCUACAUCUGUGGGCCCCUGGAGCCCCAGGGCUGUGCCACCCAGCCCUGCCACCACGGAGCUCUGUGUGUGCCCCAGGGUCCAGAUCCCAACGGCUUCCGCUGCUAUUGUGUGCCUGGGUUCCAGGGCCCACGCUGUGAGCUGGACAUCGAUGAGUGUGCGUCCCAGCCCUGCCACCAUGGGGCUACCUGCCGCAACCUGGCUGAUCGCUACGAGUGCCACUGCCCCCUCGGCUAUGCAGGCUUGACCUGCGAGGCGGAGGUUGAUGAGUGUGCCUCGGCGCCCUGCCUGCAUGGGGGCUCCUGUCUGGACGGCUUGGGCUCCUACCGCUGUGUAUGCACGCCGGGCUACGGAGGCGCCAGCUGCCAGCUGGACCUGGACGAAUGCCAGAGUCAGCCAUGCGCGCAUGGGGGCGUGUGCCACGACCUGGUCAACGGGUUCCGGUGCGACUGUGAGGACACGGGCUACGAGGGCACGCACUGCGAACAGGAGGUGCUGGAGUGCGCGUCAGCGCCCUGCGCGCACAACGCGUCCUGCCUGGAGGGCCUCCGGAGCUUCCGCUGCCUCUGCUGGCCAGGCUACAGCGGCGAUCAGUGCGAGGUGGACGACGACGAGUGUGCGGCAGGACCCUGCCAACACGGGGGCCAGUGUCUGCAGCGCUCCGACCCGUCCCUCUAUGGGGACGUCCAGGCCGCCUUCCCCGGCGCCUUCAGCUUCCGCCAUGCUGCGGGCUUCCUGUGCCGCUGCCCGCCGGGCUUUGAGGGAGACGACUGCAGCGUGGACGUGGACGAGUGUGCCUCAGCGCCAUGCCUCAGUGGAGGCCACUGCCAGGACCUGCCCAAUGGCUUUCAGUGUCACUGUCCAAAUGGCUACACAGGCUUGACGUGUCAGGAAGAUGUGGACGAGUGCCUGUCGGAGCCCUGCCUCCAUGGUGGGACCUGUGAUGACACUGUGGCAGGCUACAUCUGCCGGUGCCUGGAGGCUUGGGGUGGGCACGACUGUUCCGUGCAGCUCACCGGCUGCCAGGGCCACACUUGCCCACUGGCUGCCACCUGCAUCCCCACCUUCGAGUCUGGGGUCCACAGUUAUGUCUGCCGCUGCCCACCUGGUACUCAUGGAUCUUUCUGUGGUCAGAAUACCACCUUCUCCAUAGUGGCUGGGAACCCUGUGCAGGCAUCAGUGUCUGCUGGUGGUCCCCUGGCUCUGGCACUGAGAUUUCGCACUACACUACCUGCUGGUACCUUGGCUACUCGCGCUGAUACCCACGUCAGCUUGGAGCUGGCAUUGGUGGGGGCUACACUUCAGGCCACGCUCUGGAGCCAUGGCGACACUGUACUUGUCCUGAGGCUGUCAGACCUGGCCCUAAAUGAUGGCCGCUGGCACCGAGUGGAGGUGGUGCUCCGCCUUGGGGUCCUGGACCUGCGGCUCUGGCAUGAGGGCUGCCCUGCCCCGUUCUGCGUGGCCUCCAGUCCUGUGGCCCCAGGUCCUACAGCUGCCAUGGCUCCGACGCCUGCCGGGUUCUGCUCUGUCCAGCUGGGUGGCGCGGCCUUUGCAGGCUGCCUCCAGGACGUACAUGUGGAUGGGCACCUCCUGCUACCUGAGGAUCUUGGGGAGAAUGUCCUUCUGGGCUGCGAGCGCCAUGAACAGUGUCAGCCUCCGCCUUGCGCCCACAGAGGGGCCUGCGUGGACCUGUGGACUGACUUUCGUUGCGAGUGCCCCCGACCCUAUACGGGUCCCACAUGUGCUUAUGAGGUUCCUGCCGCCACCUUCGGCUUGGGGGGCACUCUGAGCUCUGCCUCCUUCCUGCUCCACCAGCCGCCAGGCCCCAACCUCACUGUGUCCUUCCUCCUCCGCACUCGGGAGCCUGCUGGCCUACUGCUCCAGCUGGCCAACGACUCAGUGUCUGGCCUGACAGUGUACCUGAGCGAGGGCCAGAUCCGGGCUGAGGUGCUGGGCAGUCCUGCUCUGCUGCUCCCCGGGCGCUGGGAUGACGGGCUCCGCCACCUGGUGACACUCAGCUUUGGGCCUGACCAACUGCAGGGCCUGGGGCAGCAGGUGCACGUGGGUGGGAGGCUCCUCCCUGCUGCCGCCCAGCCCUGGGGUGGGCCCUUCCGAGGCUGCCUCCAGGAUCUGCGACUCAAUGGCCUCCACCUCCCCUUCUUUCCACCGCCGCUGGGGAACUCCAGCCAGCCCAGGGAGCUGGGCAGCAGGCAGUCCUGGAACCUCACUGUGGGCUGUGUCUCUGAGGACAUGUGCAGUCCUGACCCCUGUCUCAAUGGUGGGACUUGCCUGGUCGCCUGGAACGACUUCCACUGCACCUGCCCUACCAACUUCACGGGGCCCACGUGUGCCCAGCAGCUGUGGUGUCCUGGCCAGCCCUGCCUCCUGCCUGCCACCUGUGAGGAGGUCCCUGAUGGCUUUGUCUGUGUGGCCGAAGCCACGUUCCGCGAAGGUCCCGCGGUCGCAUUCAGUGGGCACAACGCAUCGUCAGGGCCCACGCUCAGCGGCCUCUCGCUUGCCUUCCGCACGCGAGACUCCGAGGCCGGGCUGCUGCGUGCUGCCGCGGGCGCCCUUGCCGCCGUUUGGCUGGCGGUGCGCAACGGCUCGCUGGCAGCCGGCGUGCGCAGCGGCCGCGGGCCGCCCGGGGCGGUCCUGCCCGCGCCUGGGCCGCGCGUGAACGACGGCGCCUGGCACCGCGUGCGCCUGGCCAUGGAGCGCCCCACGGCCACCGCAUCACGCUGGCUGCUGUGGCUGGACGCCGCGUCGACGCCCAUGGCGCUGCUCGGCCUGGCCGGCGACCUGGCCUUCCUGCGCGGCCCGGGCGCCGCCCGCGUCCUGCUGGCCGAGAACUUCACCGGCUGCCUGGGCCGCGUGGCGGUCGGCGGCCUCCCGCUGCCCCUGGCGCGCCCGCGGCCGGGCGCGCCCCCCGGCACCCGAGAGCACUUCUCGGCCUGGCCCGAAGCGCCGGCCCUGCGCCUCGGCUGCCUAGGCGAACCCGUGUGUGUCCCCUCGCCCUGCCUGCACGGCGGCGACUGCCGCGACCUCUUCGACGCCUUUGCCUGCGCCUGCGGCCCGGGCUGGGGGGGCCCGCGCUGCGAGACCCGCGCCGACCCGUGCAGCUCAGCACCCUGCGUCCGCGGCCGCUGCCACGCGCGCCCCGACGGCCGCUUCGAGUGCCGCUGCCUGCCGGGCUUCGCUGGCCCGCGCUGCAGGUUGCCUGUUCUGCCAGAGGAAUGCAGCCUGAACUUCACCUGCCUCAAUGGCAGCCCAUGUGAGGGUGGGCCUGGGGGUGCCAACUGCAGCUGUCAGGAGGGCUUUGCUGGCCAGAGGUGUCAAGUCCCCUGUGAGGCCAACCCCUGCUUGAAUGGGGGCACCUGCCGGGCAGCCGGUGGGGUGUAUGAAUGUGUCUGCGGCACAAGGUUCUCUGGGCAGUUCUGCGAAGUGGUGAAGGGCCUGCCACUGCCGCUGCCGUUCCCACUGCUGGAGGUGGCGGUGCCUGCAGCCUGCGCCUGCCUCCUCCUCCUCUUCUUGGGCCUCCUCUCAGGGAUCCUGGCAGCCAGAAAGCGUCGCCAGUCAGAGGGCACCUACAGCCCGAGCCAGCAGGAGGUGGCCGGGGCCCGGCUGGAGAUGGACAGUGUCCUCAAGGUGCCGCCUGAGGAGCGACUCAUCUAGGCCUACCUGGCUGCCGGCUCCAGCACCCAUGAGGUCAUGAAUGGUUUCUACCUGGAGACCCAGGGAGGCCACUUCCAGGAGCCUGUGGGGAAGUGGCCUGCCCCUUCCUGGCCUUGGAGAGUUGCUGUGGGCACAGGAUACCUGCUGGGGAAGUGUCCUCUUUGCUGGCAGCCCCUGCCUCUGCCCCUUCGGGGACUGAGGACAAGGGGAGCACUCAGGGCAGCAGAGAGGGGCCUGGCGAGGGAGUGGACAUCGCCAUUGGACCUGCUGGGUCUUGCCUCGGCAGGUGUGUGGCUGUGCAGGGCAGGGGCACACGUGGGUACAUACGGUGUGUUCAGGAGUGUGUGUGUGCAUGCAUGUGUGCAAGAUGUGUGUGUGUACCUGGGACUGUUGAUCUGCAGAUACCGGUGUGUGUGUGCUGGAUGGGGCUCGUGGACAUGUCUGUGUCUGUGUAGUGGGUGCGGGCCAUCGGAGGGGGUGACCGGGCUGGGGAGCAACCUUCACAGCUCUGGGGCGGGGGCACCCCCAGGCUGCACUUUGUCCAGGAGGCCAGGCCAGGGCAUGCCCAAGGACCAAGUCCCCAGCUCCCGAAUCUCCUCCCCGCUCUGGAAGCUGACCCAGGCCUGGAAGCAGCUGGGAAAUCAGGAGGAGGCCACAGCCUGAAGCUUUGGGCAGAUCUGUCUCUGCCUUGUGCCAGAGCCAGGCCCACUUGGGAACAGACCACGGCCAGGGCAGACCCGAGGGACAGUGGGCGGGCUGUCCGGGGGUGUCUAGGCUCCAUGCAGCCCCCUCCUUCCUCAGGGCCUGGCAUCUGUAGAGUGGGGAAAGCAGCCAGCCUACCUCACAGGGCUGUUGUGAGGAUCAGCGUGGAAAGAACUUGAAGUCUUUAAACCCUGGUCUGCUGUGAAGGGCUGUCGGCGUUGUCCUUUUACGUGUCAGGAACGGUUGUCUCCCUCCCCUGGCUGGAGUUGAGGGAAAGAGUGGGGGAAGGGGCCUCCCUGGGGGGUGAUGAGAAUGAAGGCGCAACCCUUCCCUCCAACUUCCCCAACCACCUCUUGGUUCUCCAGCUCAGAUGCCAGCCGGAGGGUCCUCCGCAGCUGCUUGCUGAGGCCACGCCUUCACCUGCAGACCAGUUGCCUCUCUAAAUGGCGGUUGGGAGGAUUCCUGGGGAGGACUCACAGGAGGCCCUGAGUUGUGUGCUGAGAACGCUGGGGCUGCCUCUGUCGGGGCUGGCCCUGCAGAGACACAGACGUGGGCAGAACUUGCCGCUUUGUUUCCCAUCUCUUCCCUGGUGAUGCCAUCACACUGGGAGCUCCGAUCCUGGUCUCCUCAGAGCUACACACAGUCCUUUGUGCCUGAGCUGGAGAUGUGCCUUUUCGUCCUUCCUGCUUCCCAGGCCAGUGCCUCCUGUGCCAACUUGCCAAGGCCAGGAGGCCUCUCUACACUGUUAGAUUGGAGGUUGACGUGACCCAGCUCCUGGAGGCACAGGAGCCAAAUGGGAGGAGGUGGGACCACCUUUCCCCCAACUGUCUCCAUGACUCCUGGGAAAGCGAGAGAGGAGACCUCUGGUACCCACAGCUUAGCCACAGCCGGUUCUGUGGCUAGUUCGAGUCAUGGAUUUGGCCAACCUUUGAUCUUGCGGACUCCUUAAGAAAUUUUAUGUGGAACCUCAACAAAUAAAAGCUGGACCGCUGUUUUUGGGGAACCCCAUGUUCUCCUCUCUUGCUUCUUAGGCACAUGUCAUUUACAAGGGCAGCCUGGGGAGGGGGGGACCAGGCCAGAUGAUGGGUGAGCUUAACGCCCUCUCUGGGUGCUUGGUCCAGAUAUUCUCAACAGAGACUCUAACCGCAGUGCACGCUCGAGGCUCUGCCCUUGCUCAUGAGGUCUGUGGGGUUAACUUCCAGGUGUCUCCUUGGGCUUGUUUCUUCUUGGAGCCUGAGCACCCUCAACACCAUCAGUGACCUGCAGCCCUGCUCCAGGGACCCAGCAGGCCUGUGACCAGCCCACCCCUGUGCCCUGCCUGGAAGGGGAGGAGGCCGAGUUGGGCUCAGAGGCCCAAAUGAGAACAGGCUUGGGAGUGGGCCAGGGGUCAAAUCCUUCCGACUGCUCUGAACCCCGGCUCCUCUAUAGAAGGGGGAGCUGAGGAUGGCUGAGGCCUCCCCCAAACCCAGAGCUUCCUCAAGGACACAGGGAUACCAGCCUUCUCCCCAAGAAGACUUUAUUGAAUGCACACACAGAAUUCAUCCUUGGGUUUGCCGAUUUGAUCUGGGUGAAGCGACCACAGUGCCGAUGUGAACAGGGCGCAGUGCCACCUGCCCCAGCACAGCAGGAAGACCAGGGCUGGGCUCCGCUUCCCUGCAGCCACCCGGUGCCCCUGGACUCACACCCUGCCCAUCAAUCAGGUGGGUUGUCCCGUCCCCCAUGGGGUUCAGGGGUCUGCCCAGGAUGGGGAGGCCUGGAGUCUGCACGGAUACACCUGAGUGUCCUGGAGGUCCCCACAUGGCCCAGACAUGACAUGCCUCCCCGCCCCUCUCCCAGGCAGCUAGAGAACAGUCCCGAGAUUUAGAGGGAAGACUUGUCUUAGUGGCCAUGACUGACUCAGGAGGGGCUGUGUGCUGGGCCAGCAGUGUGUCACACCCCAUGUUGGGGGAGCGAACCUCACAGCCAGCCCUCCAGGCCUCACUGAGCCACGGCACGGGGUGCCUGCCAGCCCCUCAGACACUGACAAGGCACCCUGGGGUUCUGGGGACCUCCAGGGACCCCCUGCCCCAUCAGCAC
Hipposideros armiger (great roundleaf bat) is the source of this 6704-nucleotide messenger RNA. RefSeq names its product crumbs cell polarity complex component 2 (gene CRB2). Bases 72 to 3926 code for a protein of 1284 amino acids. The transcript is spliced from 15 exons. Lineage: Eukaryota; Metazoa; Chordata; Mammalia; Chiroptera; Hipposideridae. The record is from RefSeq and is a predicted model, not a curated record. Gene Ontology annotation, molecular function: calcium ion binding.